Molecule: messenger RNA, 3822 nt
Organism: Amphibalanus amphitrite
Lineage: Eukaryota; Metazoa; Arthropoda; Thecostraca; Balanomorpha; Balanidae
Gene: cry
Product: cryptochrome-1-like
Exons: 12
Coding region: 343-1950 (535 amino acids)
Biological process (GO): circadian regulation of gene expression; entrainment of circadian clock by photoperiod
Cellular component (GO): nucleus; cytoplasm
Molecular function (GO): DNA binding; FAD binding
Source: RefSeq, a predicted model, not a curated record
AAUUACUGCGUACGGACAAACAGAACAGCGUUUUGCUUUGCUCUAUAGAUGGCCUUGGCAAUUUUUUGAAUAUCAGUAGAAGCAGUAGAAGUAUAACAAUGAGAAGCGUUUGAGGCAAGCGUGCGAGUUGAUGCGUUUUGUUAAGAUUUUGAUACAGCCUUGCCAGAUUACUUGUGAUUUGUCCUUUGUGAUUGAUCUGUGACUGGAGAACAAGUGCCUUAUUUCAUCAAGUCGGCGGCCCAUCACAAUCUACGUUUUUUGGUGGGAUUCAAUUCAAGACUUCUAAUCUAAGACUUUCACCUGUCUCCUGCAAGCAAUCAGUCUGUCAGAAUUCCAGAAACCAUGAAGGAGGCGGUGGGGGUUCACUGGUUCCGUCACGGGCUGAGGCUGCACGACAAUCCUGCGCUGUGCCAGCUGCUGGAGACCUGUAACAAGGUCUACCUCAUUUUCAUCUUUGAUGGAGAAAGUGGAGGAAUGCGUCUGAGCGGGUACAACCGCCUGGCGUUCCUGCUGGAGUCUCUGACGGACCUGGACCGCCAGCUGCGGCUCCGCGGCGGACGGCUGCUCACCAUCCGCGGAAAACCGACGGACGCUCUCCAGCUGAUGAGGACAGAGUAUGGCAUGACACACCUCAGCUUUGAACAGGACUGUGAGCCGGUCUGGGCGCCACGCGACGAGCUGGUGCGCGCCUGGUGUGACGAGCACGCUGUGGAGAUUAUCGAGCGUAUCUCGCACACCCUCUGGGACCCGGCAGAGGUGAUCGAGGCCAACGGGGGCGAGCCGCCGCUCACCUUCUCAAUGUUUCACCAAGUGGCCAUGUCGAUCGGCCUGCCGCCGACCCCGGAGGGUGACCCGGUGUUCAGAGCCGGCCAGCUGGCCGUGGCCGACCCGACCCGGCCCCACGGACACCCGGUCCAGCUGUUUGACGAAGUGCCGCCCGUGUCUGAACUGAGCGACCUGAAGCCGUCACCGGGCGAGCACAAGAAGCGCUACCAGGGCGGCGAGACGCGGGGCCUCCAGCUACUGGCCGAGCGGGUUGCCUGGGAGGAGCUGGCUCUGAGCCGUGGUAUCGUGAUGCCCAACCAGUACUGCCCGGACCUGCUGGGACCGCCCCGCAGCAUGUCUGCCUACCUGCGACACGGCUGUAUCUCAGUCAGACGGAUGUACCACCAGAUCCAGAAGGCGUUCCAGGCGUGCACUGACGCCCAGGGCCACUCGCUCAGCAUCUGUGUCCAGCUCGUCUGGCGAGAGUACUUCUACACCAUGUCCGUCAAGAACCCCUACUAUGAUCAGAUGGAGCCGAACCCGAUCUGCCUGAACAUCAACUGGCGCACCGACGACCAGCAGCUGCAGCAAUGGAAGGAAGGACAGACGGGCUACCCGUUCAUCGACGCCGCCAUGCGACAGCUGAUCCAGGAGGGCUGGAUCCACCACGUGGCCCGGAACGCCACCAGCUGCUUCCUAACCCGGGGUGACCUCUGGCUCAACUGGGUCGACGGACUGAGGGUGUUCCAGGAGUACCUGCUGGACGCUGACUGGUCGGUCAACGCCGGCAACUGGAUGUGGGUCUCAUCGUCCGCCUUUGAGAACUUCCUGGACACCUCUGACACCAUCUCACCGGUCAACUACGGGCGGAUGUUUGAGCCCACCGGCGAGUACAUCAGACGCUACGUGCCGGAGCUGCGCCAGAUGCCGACUGAGUACAUUUUCUCGCCGUGGGAGGCGCCGCUGUCAGUUCAGCGCGAGGCGGGCUGCAUCAUCGGCAAGGACUAUCCGUGCCGCAUGGUCAACCACGAGGUGGUCUCACGUCACAACCGAAAGCUGAUGUCCAAGAUUGCCGAGCAGCUGGGCACCUGUCCGCCCCACUGCAUGCCCGCCGGAGACGCAGAGGUCAAGCACUUCUUCGGCCUGCCGGGCGCCUCCCUGGAGGAUAUGCUGGGCGGACACUAGAGCGGACACUACUCACCGGUAUAGUGGCCGUCUUCGGGCUGACGUGACCCGGGCUAUCGAGGUUUGACCGACUAUCAAACUGUCGAAAGCUGUACCAGAGGCUCUGCGGGAAUGGUGAAUGGUGGGAUGCUCUUAUACUGAUGAAAACCGAGCCACGUUGGGCAGAACUGCGGGCUGUGGUAUCUCCGUACCUACGUAUUUGGCCAGGAUAGUACUCGGUUAGAACAUAUCACUUACAAGACAAUACUUAAACCAUCACGCCGCAUAACAUGGUUAUUGGGUAGGCUGUUUCGUCAUAGGAUGCUUUCACCACACCACAGAACAUAGUGCAAAUUGAUUUGGCAUUGGUUGUGAGACAUUUUUCACAAUAACUGGGCGCAGUCACUUUUGUAGACGAAAUGAUUCAGUACAUAAGGACGGUCAACUUCACUGCCAGACAAUCACCUAUGCUAAUCUACAGAAUACUGCACGUUUGUGCAGCGUUGAAGUCUAACACUUAACACUGGCUAUAAGAAUCGUACGAAGCUUCCGUCUUUUCCUAACAGCGUGGCUACCAGCGAUCAAGUCGAGUGAUUUAGCCAGAAACCUACCCAUAUCUUCCUCUGGUUGUCCUCUGAAGCCUGUAAAAGUUCGGUCUAGAUGACUGUUUCAUGUGCUAUAGUAUUUUUCUGUUUAUUGAAGUGCCAGUUCAGUUCUAGAUGUCAUCGGUGUAGCUUAAGAUGUAAGGUUAGGCUCCUGAAUGUUUUCAAUAUGUCGUAAUUUAGUGUGUGUAGAAGCUGACAGGCUGACCUGGUGACUACUGGUUGUUCCUGUCCUAGGAAUCAGUUCUGAAGUGUUUGGGAACGGUGUAUGGAACGGGUAUCACGAAAUGCCGCAUUAUUUUCGUAGCAAGCGGAAGUAAUGGAACAGAGGUCCUUUGCAGACAUAGUUAAUUGGCAAUCAUCUGGCAGUACUGCUCCUUCCAAGCAUACUACAAUACGUGUAUCAGUGUUUUGAUGUUCAGUGUGCUGUCUACAGGCCAUAGCUUAAUAGCAGUGUAAAAGACAUUUCACGAGCUUCAUGACAGGUACAAUGUUGUGGUUAGAUUUUGUUCAAUGGGCAUUGUCAGAUAUAUUUAGGCGCCGUCAGAUAUAUUUAGGGAAGUACACACUGAAUAUAUUUUCAGUUCCGUAGUGGCUCCCACGUUGAUCUGUGUUAUAUUACUUUGCAUGCGCAACCCCCAUCCUACCCGUCAGUAUAUCCGUAUUCCUACAUACAUCAAUGUUUUGUGUAGUGUUUUCUACGUGGCAGUGUUGUGUUAGUAGCCUCAGUAUCUAAUCUCAGUGUACUUUAGCACUAACAGGUGGUAGCGAAUCACUCUGAGCACCGCGUCUUAAGUCUCCACUCUGUCGUGUGUGUGAACCGUCUCCUCCGAGCAGCCAGGCUCGAAUAGAAGAUCGCUACAAUCAGUAUCUUGUCGGAGGCCUGUCCGUCUAUGAACAUCCAUCUUCUACAAACAGCGUCAGUCUCCAUUCCGUCCGAACUCGCCCGCUGGCGACCGUGGCAUUUCCUCUCCUCGAUGGCCAUCCGAUUCUAUGGCGUCCUCCACUGAUCGUUGUCCUAAGCGUCGGACCAUGACAUCUCAUGUGCUAGCUGUCUGCAGUGUGAUUGGCUCAAUUCUGGCUGUUCCAUAAUAUCUUAUAGAUGUGGUGUGCUGUAUUUAUCGAUGUAUUGGUUGGGGUAGUUAGGACACCCAUCAGAAGAUGUAUUUAUUUCGUAUUUUCAACGCAACUUAGCGUCAUUCGUGUUCUGGAAAAUCAAAAUUAUGACGGCUCAAUGUAUAUUGUAUGACGUGUGUAUUUUCGGAAAAAUAAAGUUUUUCUUUUGUACAAA